AUGGUUGGUGAUUACAGAGGAAGCUAUAGCCGUCGUAGCGGUAGCUCCGACGACUCUGAAGAUUCCGACGAUGCUUCUUUUUCCGUCGACGAAGAGACCACCUCCUCUUCUCUGUAUUCUGCGCCUAUUCCUACAGAAUGGACUGAUGAGAAGCAUAGUUUGUAUCUUAAAUCCAUGGAAGCUUCAUUCGUAGAUCAGCUUUAUAAUUCCCUUGGUGCGCUCGGUUCGAAUUUGAGCAAGGAUAGUGUACCGGACAUUGGUCCAUCGACUAGGUUCGGUAGCAUUGGAAAACCUUCUGAAGAACAGUUCAAGGUUCUUCGUGAUGGUUUCUGGCAGAAGAUGAAUGUUAAACAACCUGAGUAUCGAUUCAAUGGAAGAAACGGUGGCUCUCACGAGUUUCUUAGGAGUCCGUGGAUCAAGCACUAUAAACCUUCACCAAAGACACAAAUUCCGGUAAUGGAUGAAGGUAGUUCCGAUCCCGAAAGUAAAGUGGUCAGCUCUAAUGGGAAGAAGGGAGUCGUCAUAUCGAGCUCUGGUUCAGCGUCAAGUUUCAAGCAGAUAAUACGGGAAGGCUGCUCUCAUUCGCGUGACCGGGAUCAAAUCAGCAUCGGAGAAGAAGUAUCUGACCAGAACUUUGUUAACGAAGUAACAAAAGACGAAAAUGGAAGCUCGAAGAAGAUGAAGACAGUGAUGAACAACGGAUCAUCGAGUAGUACUGAUCAGGGAUUUUGGGAAGUACACUUGAAACCAAUUAUGAAUCUUGAUUCAGGAGAGCAUGAAGAUGCCAAGUUCACUAGGAUGCUGCUCGACAUGCUUUUUUGGGCCAUGAACACCGACGAACCAACUCAUUUCAUGCUGAUUUCUAGACCAUCUAAAUACAUGGCCAAGUGGGACCAUGUUGUUCGAGUUUUGGAAGCUUCAGGCUCCGAUGUGAUAUUUGGACCCUCCGAGAUCCAAUUACCAUUCUGGAGUCACAGCUUUGACUUGCUUUGCAAAGGCUCACCACAUGGACUAGCUCUCCCUGUACGGGAUGAAGGACCAAGAGAUCCAAAACUAUUAAAUUUUAAAAUAUUCAUGAUAUCAUUGUCUCUUGAAACCUCGUCGUUGAGGAGUUUCCAUCCAAUCCCAUGGGCCUAUGUCAAUGAACAAAAGCUGAUGGAUGUCCCCACGAAAGCCGGAAUGAGUAUCUCCUAUCUACCGGAAGGGAAUAAAUAUGAAAGAGUUGCUCGGAUCUUGGCGGAUAUCCUUAUCUUCGCAAGGAAGAAUGUUGGUGAAUGA
Messenger RNA from Arabis nemorensis, 1278 nucleotides. The record is from the annotation of a GenBank genome assembly. Lineage: Eukaryota; Viridiplantae; Streptophyta; Magnoliopsida; Brassicales; Brassicaceae.